AUGAUGAGCAGUCCUUGGUCUAAGAUCAAGGUUGCCCUUCUGGGCCAUGUUAGCGUUGGAAAGACAACAGUGCUCAAUGCCAUUCUGGCACUGAGGCUACCACAGAGUCUGAGCAGUGGACAGAAGGAAGAAAUCAAGAAUGCUGACAAGGUGCAUCAGGAGGUUGCAAAAUCCAACAAGGAGCUCCGUGAAGCUCAGAAGAUUGAAGAGAAGUGGUUCAAUGUUGGCUGUGAUCCAUUGUGUGAGAUGCGCAAGAACACCUCUCUUUUCCUGGUGGACAUACCUGGGAUCAAUGAAGCAGACUCCAACAGUAUCUACAUGAACUAUGUACAGGAGAACUGGAAAAACUUUGAUUCUGUGGUUGUUGUCAUGGAUGCGAGGCAAGGAGUCAACACAGAGGAGCAGGUUGGCUUGCUUAGACUCAUCAAGCAGAAUCUUUCUAACAGGAAACACCUCCCAGUCAUUGUUCUCUUCAACAAGGUGGAUGAUCCAGAUGACAGUGGCCAUAAGACUCAAACAAGGCUGCUCCACAACCAAGUUGACGUCGCCCUCCAGUCAAUGCAAAAUGGGACUCCAUCCAGUUUUCAGCUAAAGGCUCUGCAUGAGAAAAGCAAUGCCCUUGAAAAGGACAUGGGAGCCAUCAAACAGGCAUUUUGGUCCAGGUAUCAAUCCAGCAAGAAGAAAUCGAUUGGGGCAUUCAAGAGUGAUCCCAAAGUUGAGGUCCUGGCUGAACCAGCAACAUUCUUGCAGGAAUACGCUGCCUUUGCCGCUUCUGUAGGAUGGGAAAAUGAAGUCAAGCUAGUGAAGAAGUGCUUUUGUGAGCUUGUAAGCGAACAAAUCUGUGUUGUGAUCAACAAAUAA
Seminavis robusta is the source of this 861-nucleotide messenger RNA. The record is from the annotation of a GenBank genome assembly. Lineage: Eukaryota; Bacillariophyta; Bacillariophyceae; Naviculales; Naviculaceae.